AUGGCGGGCAUGCACUUCCUCGCGGGCAUCUGCACCAAGGACUACGUGGUCCUCGCGUGCGACAAGGCCAGCUUCGCCUACGGCGCCGUCGUCGUCGACAACGACAGCGACAAGGAGUUCCGCAUCGGCACCAAGUCGACGAUGAUGUGCAUUGGAGAGGACGGGGACGUCGACCAGUUUGGUGACUGGACCCUGCGCAACAUGAGGCUGUACAGUUUGAGAAAUGGAUACGAGCUGUCGCCGCGGCCCGCAUUCCACUGGAUCCGCAAGUCGAUCGCCGACUCGCUGCGCUCCCGCGACCACUACACGGUGGAUGUGCUGAUCGGCGGCUACGACGACAGCGAGAAGCGCGCCCUGCUCGGCUCGAUCGACUACCUCGGCAACGGCGUGAUGGGACAACCCUACCUCUUCCGCGGCUUUCCCGGCAGAUUCUCGUACGCCAUCAUGGACCGUGAAUACCGCGCUGAUAUGAACACAGAAGCUGGCGUGGCCCUUCUGAAGAAGUGCCUACAAGAGGCGAAGAAGCGCUUUGUCGCCAACCUCUCCGGCUACCACCUCGUACUCAUCGACAAGGACGGCUACAAGAAACUCGAUGAUGUCACAAUGAGGUAUGUGGUUGUCGGAGGUGGCGUUGCGGGCGUCUCCUGCGUCCGGGCGCUACGCCAAUACCUAGACGAUGAACACGAGGUCGGCCAAUUCACCGAGUUGUUCGACGUGAAGGAGGUCGGGUUGUCGUUCGUUGGCGAGCGGAUCAGCGUCGUUGAGGGAGCCGUGAUCGCGUGGAGCUAUGAAAACAAGGACCUAGAACUGAGCGACGGCUCCCAUGUGCCAUUCGACUAUUUGGUAAUUGCGACGGGCGCCCGGCCAAAGAAUCCCUACCCAGAAGUCGGCCGGUUACUGACGAUACGAGACACGGAAACGGCCCGCCAACUCGAGCAGCGGCUGGCCGGCGCGAAACGAGUGGCCGUAGUUGGCAAUGGGGGAAUUGCCACGGAAAUUAUUUUCGAGCUCCGCGACGUCGACAUCACGUGGUGCAUACGCGACGCGCACAUCUCGGCAGCGUACUUUGACGCAGAAACGGCGGCGUUUCUGUAUGGACGUGCGGAGAAGGGACGAGAAGCCGGUGACAAGAAUGACGAGCCUGUUCGUCGCCCGAAAUUCUGCGAUUCCGAGGCGGGCCCUUCGACGUCGUCCAGCGCACCGGGUUGCGCGCUUGGGCCCGAUUGGAGCACGGUGGUGCAGCUGAAGGGUGCUGCGGCGGGUCACAACAUCCGCGUGGUGCCCAGCGUCGAGGUGACGGCCGUAGAGGAGAAGCCCGACUCCCUGGUUUUGAGGCUAUCAAACGGUGAGGCGAUAGAGGUCGACAUGGCAAUAUGGGCGACGGGGGUCACGCCGAACAGCGAGCUGUGGGGACAUCCUGGGUUGAAACUGGCUGAGGAUGGCGGGAUCCUGGUGGACGAGACGAUGGCCACUUCCCUACCCGGCAUCUGGGCAUGCGGCGAUGUUUGUACGGCCGGCUGGGUGCCGAGCCGCCAUUGGAGUCAGAUUCGCACGUGGACGCAAGCGCGCCAAAUGGGCGAUUGCGCAGGCCAAUCCUGUUCCGGGGCCACCGACCUCGGCGGCUUCUGCUUCGAGCUGUUCGCGCAUUGCACGACGUUUUACGGGUAUAAGAUUGUCCUGCUCGGCGACUUCCAGGCCAAGAAUCAGCCGCCAGGAUGGUACAUUAAUGAAAGAAUUAUCACGGAUGGUCAGUUGGUGCGCUGCGUAAUGCACGACCACCGGAUGCAGGGAGCGGUGCUGAUCGGGGAGACCGAGCUCGAGGAGGUGUUCGAGAACCUCAUCCUCAACCAGACGGACAUGGAGGACAUCGAGGACGACUUCCUUGAGCCGGCCAUCGACUUGGAGGACUAUUUCGAC
Molecule: messenger RNA, 1917 nt
Organism: Mesorhabditis spiculigera
Lineage: Eukaryota; Metazoa; Nematoda; Chromadorea; Rhabditida; Rhabditidae
Source: the annotation of a GenBank genome assembly